Messenger RNA from Varanus komodoensis (Komodo dragon), 1032 nucleotides. RefSeq names its product 2-oxoglutarate receptor 1-like. Gene Ontology annotation, cellular component: plasma membrane. Gene Ontology annotation, molecular function: G protein-coupled receptor activity. The transcript has a single exon. The annotation marks the transcript as partial. Lineage: Eukaryota; Metazoa; Chordata; Lepidosauria; Squamata; Varanidae. The record is from RefSeq and is a predicted model, not a curated record. Gene Ontology annotation, biological process: G protein-coupled receptor signaling pathway.
CAUUUAACCCAUUCUUUUUCUUUCCCACUCAAAGAAUUAAAUUUGAUAACCGUGGAUACCAAAUCUGGAGACAUGGCCAAUUUCUCCUCUUCACAAAGCCCUACAGCUACUUUUGGGAACUGCACCGAUGAAAGUGCCUCAUUUCAAAACAUCUACACGUCCCUCAUUUAUAGCAUUCUCUUUCUGGUGUGUUUUCCCGGGAACAUUAUUGUCAUUUCCACAUAUAUCUUCAAGAUGAGACCUUGGAAAAGCAGCACAAUCAUCAUGUUAAAUCUGGCUCUUACGGACCUGCUGUACGUGUCCUGCCUUCCCUUUCUGAUCCAUUACUCCAUCAAUGGGGACAACUGGGUCUUUGGAAGGUUCAUGUGCAAGUUCGUCCAAUACAACUUCUACUUCAACACCUACAGCAGCAUCUUGUUCCUCACCUGCUUCAGCCUCUUCCGCUGCUGUGUUGUGGUCUACCCGAUGCGAUGCUUCUCCAUUCAGAAGCAGCGCUGGGCCAUUGUGGCCUGCACUGCAAUCUGGGUUGCUUCGCUCCUGGCCAUCAGCCCCAUGAUCUACCUGGUCACCACGAAGCAAAGCUCUACGAGAUGGAUUUGCAUGGACUUUACUGAUACCGAAGACCUGAAGUUGGCAAGGUGGUUCAACUGGCUCCUCACGAUCUUUGCGUUCCUCUUGCCUUUGGGAACGGUGACUCUUUGCUACGCCAUGAUUAUCUACACGUUGGCAAGGGGUCCUCACACUGGUACUGCUUACAAGCAGAAGGCUCGCAACCUGGCAAUUGUCCUCCUGGCUGUCUUUUACGUGUGUUUCUUGCCAUUUCACAUCCUCAGAAGUGUUCGUCUGGAGCUAAAGCUACACCCCGUGAACUGUGAAGUAAUGCAGCAGGUCCUGAAUAUUUUCACAGUGACUAAAAAUUUAGCGUCACUAAAUCCCAUUGGCAACUUAAUCCUUUAUGUUGUGCUUGGAGAUAACUUCCAGCAGGCCAUGCUUUCCAUUUGUAAACAGAUUCUAAAAACAAAUAAGAAAUAG